This is a messenger RNA of Solanum stenotomum, 535 nucleotides long. RefSeq names its product amino acid transporter AVT1I-like. The transcript has a single exon. The record is from RefSeq and is a predicted model, not a curated record. The coding region runs from base 74 to 535 and encodes 153 amino acids. Lineage: Eukaryota; Viridiplantae; Streptophyta; Magnoliopsida; Solanales; Solanaceae. Gene Ontology annotation, cellular component: plasma membrane.
UCUUUUUUUUUUCUUUUUUGUCAAACAGGUUUUAUUUGUGUGCUUUAUAUUAAGCACCAUAACCUACGGAACAAUGGCAACUAUGGGGUACUUAAUGUAUGGACAAAAUUUAAUGUCACAAAUAACAUUAAAUCUCCCUACCGGGAAAAUUAGUUCAAAAAUCGCGAUAUAUACGACACUCGUUAAUCCAAUAACAAAGUAUGCUCUUGUCGUCUCUCCAAUUGCAACGGCUAUUGAAGAUAAAUUACCUUUACGAAAGAGUAAAUUUAUCGUAAGCUACUUCAUCAGAACAUUUUUAGUCAUCAACACUGUCAUUGUGGCGUUAACCGUUCCAUUCUUUGGAUAUGUCAUGACAUUUACGGGCGCUCUUUUGGGAGUUACCGUGUCGAUAUUGUUACCAUGCCUAUGCUACCUCAAGAUCAAGAAGCCUUCUUAUUUGGAAGUUGUGUUUAUUGGGAUGAUUUUGGUUUUUGGUUCUUCAGUUGCCAUAUCUGGAACUUACACUUCUUUAAAAAACAUUAUUAGUCAUGUCUAG